UUACCACCAGUUCCAUGCUCAGCAUCGUUCAGUUCAGUUUAAGUGGCCUACCAGUGCAUACCCAGUUUCAAACGAUCAACAACAUCAACUUAUUUUUUCCACAUUUACUGCCAAGCGAACCAGUUUGGACCAUCUCCAAAUUCCAGCCGAACGCAUCAGUACUGUGAUAUAUCUGCGAUCAACAACAGCGUCUUGGAGUAGUUCCAAAGGGACCCAGCCUUCCUAGUGAAACAAUCGUGAUAUUUUCUGUUACCUACCAAACCACCAAACCAAAUCAAGUUCAGUUCACGUUCGAUUUGUCCGUGUAUUGCGAGCAGUCGAACGUAUUUCGCCCCACGCGAUGGCACCAACCAUCCACAAAGAGGAGCAUUUCUCCACCACGAAUCUCAAGUGGAAGAUGACUCUUGUUCAACCAUCCGGAGAACUGAGCGCCAAGAUCAAGGAAGAGUUGCGCGAGCCAGCGAACCCAGCCGACAUCGAUCGGGAUAUUGCCAUCAUCCGCGAAUGGCUUGAAAUGCAACCCCAUCUACCAAAGGAUAUGGAUAAUGCCCGCUUGCGUACCUUCCUGCGAGGAUGCAAGUUCAGCAUCGAACGCGUCAAGCAGAAGCUGGACAUGUACUACACAAUGCGCAAUGCCGUACCGGAGUUCUUCACCGAUCGCGACGUCAACCGCCCCGAGAUGUCCGAGAUUCUGAAUGUGAUUCACAUGCCACCACUGCCAGGAUUGACUCCAGCUGGUUGCCGUGUGGUGAUGCUCCGUGGUACCGACAAGGACAUCACUACCCCGAAUGUCAUCGAGUCGAUGAAGCUCACGCUCAUGAUUGGUGACGUCCGUUUGGCUGAGGAAUCGGUCGGCGUUGCUGGUGAUGUGUACAUCCUGGAUGCCAGUGUUGCCACUCCAACACACUUCGCCAAAUUCACUCCCACACUGGUCAAGAAGUUCCUCAUCUGUGUCCAGGAGGCCUACCCAGUUAAACUGAAGGAAGUCCAUGUGAUCAAUGUAUCGCCGAUCGUUGACACCAUCGUCAACUUCGUCAAACCAUUCCUGAAGGAAAAGAUCCGCGAGCGUAUCCACAUCCACAGCUCCAUGGAGGAUCUGUACAAGUUUGUACCGAAGUCUAUGCUACCAUCUGAAUACGGCGGCGAUGCCGGAGCGAUCAAGGACCUGAACGAGCAAUGGCGCUGCAAGUUGGCCGAAUACACCACCUGGUUCAAGGAGCAGGAAGCCAGCAAGGCCAACGAAUCACUCAGACCGGGUGCCCCCAAGACCGCCGACGAGCUGUUUGGUAUGGAUGGUACCUUUAGACAACUGACCAUCGAUUAAGUCGUGGUCACCAUUCAUUACCGUUUAUCCACAUCGUCCACACCCAAAAGUGCCCCCAUUCCGAAACAACGAAGUAACCAACAUUAGCGAAAAUUAAAAAUAACCAUUUUCAUCUCACCAAACUUCAUCUUCUAAACAUCUCAUGUACUCCUAGUUGACCAAAUCUCAAUAGGACGCUCGAAAAUCCGUUGUUAGAGUCUAGAUUCUCAUUUCCUGUUGUGUCAGAAUCACUAGAGAAAAAAAAAGUCUAGUCCACCGGAGGACUUGGUAGAUUUCAGGACCAUAUGUCCAAAUAGUUUGCGUGCGUGUGCUUGGUCUCGGUUAUCGCGUUAGUUUGGAUUUAUUUUUGAAUCAAUUCUGUACAUGUGCAGUUUAUGCUUAGCGAAAUGCCUAAUCUUGCGUGCACUCAACACCCAUAACCAAUCGUAUGCUGCGAACGGAAUAAACUAUUCCAUACUGAGAUUUGAGAUUCGAUAACACGUUGAAAAUAAUACAUUGUAUCGAGCAGUCAGUUUUUGUUUUAUUGUAUUUUUUUUUGUUUGUAUGUAUUUUGCUAUUAAAGACUAUCUUGUUCAGAGAAA
Messenger RNA from Toxorhynchites rutilus septentrionalis, 1905 nucleotides. RefSeq names its product alpha-tocopherol transfer protein-like. Gene Ontology annotation, cellular component: membrane. Gene Ontology annotation, molecular function: phosphatidylinositol bisphosphate binding. Lineage: Eukaryota; Metazoa; Arthropoda; Insecta; Diptera; Culicidae. The transcript has 4 exons. The record is from RefSeq and is a predicted model, not a curated record. Bases 341 to 1324 code for a protein of 327 amino acids.